Messenger RNA from Cucurbitaria berberidis CBS 394.84, 1103 nucleotides. RefSeq lists its product as uncharacterized. Bases 51 to 791 code for a protein of 246 amino acids. The transcript has 2 exons. Lineage: Eukaryota; Fungi; Ascomycota; Dothideomycetes; Pleosporales; Cucurbitariaceae. The record is from RefSeq and is a predicted model, not a curated record.
UCAAGCCAAUGUCGGCUACCCCCCUGUCAAGCAUGCCUGCGUAGUAGUGUAUGGCUGUCACUUCAGACCAAUCAACCACGCGCGGAUUCUGGCUGCGGCUGCGACGCCGAGGUGUACUCUACAUAUGUCUCUAUUUGCUUCGUCCAACCUCUUAUCAAGUCACAAGUCUAUCAGCUUUCUCAGCAAUGAUGAAGGUCUUUUCAUUGCUCAACGCGCAGAAUCGUUCACACAAAGAGGACCAGUCCAAGAAGCUUCAGUCUAAUCGAGAGGACCGAACAGAGCGCAUCACUCCACCAUUUGAGAACGUCAUUGCGAACUUCCCUACAGCAGCCUUUCACAAGUCGACCACUCCCACUUCAGUCACUAUGAGUGGUACAAAUGGCACAAAGACGAACACGAUCGCCAACCCCACUCGUUCCAUGGCCCCAAUAGUACCUUCUGCUUCCAUCCACGCCUCUAGAACGCUCCCGGUUUUGCAUCCGGCAGUCAAACGGCUACCACGAAUCCAAUACGGCGGUCCAUACCAGCAUGUCGAUGUAUAUUCCCGAAGGGCUCCUCGAUGCGUUCCCACUGAAUGGCCUGCUCUCAAUGUUCUACCGGUUCAGCAAUCGCUGCCAGCUUCAGAAUCUGAUCGAUUUCGCAAUAUUCGGGAAGACUACAACAGUGCCAUCCAGCAAUACCAUACACCACAAAACAAUUCGAGCUCCACACGGCCCGAUCACAUUGUAAACAAUCCUCGGGACGAAGGGAUGCCCAUAUCUGGCAUGGCUACUCAAGCACGCGCUAAAUGAGUUUUUCGGUGUGCCGCUAUAUCUUGACCACCGUUACUUUGAGGCUCCUGUUGUUGCAAUCCAGCCCGGCGCGGCGGGUCACGACGAUAAUGGGUCUGACACCACCAUCGAGGACCCGAAUAUGAACGACCUCUCCAAGCAACAGAAGUCGAAUCUCAAAAGGAAGAUGGCGCAGAUGAAGGAUUCGACAUCUGAGAACUCCACCACACACGCCAAAAGGAAGAAGAAGAAGAAGAGCACUGUCAUUUAGCCUCGUUCUGGGAAAAUGUGAGGGGCAGAUAUGCAAAAUGAACCUUAUUCAGAUCUUAGCUU